Messenger RNA from Myotis lucifugus (little brown bat), 2029 nucleotides. RefSeq names its product testis specific serine kinase 6 (gene TSSK6). Gene Ontology annotation, biological process: protein phosphorylation; intracellular signal transduction; microtubule cytoskeleton organization. NCBI's taxonomy places the organism in Eukaryota, Metazoa, Chordata, Mammalia, Chiroptera, Vespertilionidae. Bases 128 to 949 code for a protein of 273 amino acids. Gene Ontology annotation, molecular function: protein serine/threonine kinase activity; ATP binding; tau-protein kinase activity. The transcript has a single exon. Gene Ontology annotation, cellular component: cytoplasm. The record is from RefSeq and is a predicted model, not a curated record.
CCCGGGAGUGGGCACAUGGGGGUGCGGGUGUGCAGGUGCCAAGCGCCAUGGGUUAGGCCCGAGAUCGGAGUCCGGCCGCCCCCCGACAGCAGCCGCCUCCUGCUCCCCGUGCGCCCCAGGCGCCACCAUGUCGGGCGACAAACUCCUGAGCGAACUCGGCUAUAAGCUGGGUCGCACGAUAGGUGAGGGCAGUUACUCCAAGGUGAAGGUGGCCACGUCCAAGAAGUACAAGGGAACGGUGGCCAUCAAGGUGGUGGACCGGCGGCGCGCACCGCCUGACUUCGUCAACAAGUUCCUGCCCCGCGAGCUGUCCAUCCUUCGAGGCGUGCGGCACCCGCAUAUUGUGCACGUCUUCGAGUUCAUCGAGGUGUGCAACGGGAAGCUGUACAUCGUGAUGGAGGCAGCCGCCACGGAUCUGCUACAGGCCGUGCAGCGCAACGGGCGCAUCCCCGGGGGGCAGGCCCGCGACCUCUUCACACAAAUCGCUGGCGCCGUGCGCUACCUGCACGACCACCACCUGGUGCACCGCGACCUCAAGUGCGAAAACGUGCUGCUGAGCCCUGACGAGCGCCGCGUCAAGCUCACCGACUUUGGCUUCGGCCGCCAGGCUCACGGCUACCCUGACCUGAGCACCACCUACUGCGGCUCAGCAGCCUACGCAUCGCCGGAGGUUCUCCUGGGCAUCCCCUAUGACCCCAAGAAGUACGACGUGUGGAGUCUAGGCGUCGUGCUCUACGUCAUGGUCACCGGGUGCAUGCCCUUCGAUGACUCAGACAUCGCUGGCCUGCCCCGGCGCCAGAAGCGCGGCGUCCUCUACCCCGACGGCCUCGAGCUGUCCGAGCGCUGCAAGUCACUGAUCACUGAAUUGCUGCAGUUCAGCCCGUCGGCCAGACCCUCGGCGGGCCAGAUAGCGCGCAACGGCUGGCUGCGCAACGGGGACUCCGGCUAAACCCGGAAUUCCCACACACCCGCCGCCCCUAGCACUGCGCAAGCGCGGCCACACGCGAGAAGCGCGCUUCCAGAGUCCCGCGAAGCCGCCGCGCACCAAUGCGCAUGCGUCCUUUCCCCUUUCCUUCUUUCUCCACGGCGGGGGCCACAGUUGCCCCUAUUUGGAAUCUAGUUCCUCCUCCACGAACCGGAGAGCGCAUGCGCGUCCUCGAUUCCCCCGCAAGAAGGCCCCGGGAGGGGGCGAGACCAGAGGAUGCUGAAGCAUUGCGCCUGCGCGGACUGAGCGACUGCUCUGCUGUCGGAGGAGGCUGCCAGGUAGAGCUGCCCACUAGGGGACGCACGCUGAGUGCAUCCGUUCCCAGCCUGCCGCGCAGGCCGCCGCGGGACGGCGCGCCCCGGGGCGCCACCCGCGUUGUAAUUUGCAAUAAACUCGCUCUACCUCGCACCUGGCUCUACUAGCAAUGCCGCCCUUUUACGGAGCGGGGAGACCGGGUCGCUCCCCGGAAGGCGGGCGCGGGCGCCCCUUUUUAGAGAAAGGUUAAGGUUCUUGCUCCAGUUCUCAAAAGGGAGUUGUGGGAUUCGUACCCGUACAUUUGGGGCUCCCCCAGCCUGGGAAGAGUCGAAGGGACUUUGAAGUCGUUCCCAGGGUCGUGAUGGUCCUGGGAAUAGAGAUGUUGGGCUAGGGAGCAAAGACCCAGCACCCUUCUCAUGUUUUAAGAAGGAAUGGCGUGGGUAGGUGGGGAGACCCUGUCUCGAAAUCAACUGAGCAUUUACAGAUAAGGAAAUUGAUGUCACUGCCCAUGAACACAGCUGGGAUUUGAACCCAGAUUUAGCUGAAGUAGGAUAGGGAGGUGGUGGAAGCUCUCCUUAGUGAGGGCCCCUUUCUUAGGGUAAGAGUCUGGAGGGAAAGUCAAGGGUGGGGCAUAAGUCCACUGGACCAGCUGAUUUGUUCAAUUCUCUUAAUUCAUGCAUUUAUUGAACUCCUUCUGUAUACCAAGCUUUGGGACUCAAGAAAGAAGCUUAGAUCCAUCCCUGCCCUCAGUGAAGAGGCAAAAAGUCAAGUAAAAAAAUUGCAUGGAAA